UCAAGUUAUUAAAGGGUCUUACAUCUGAUGAAACUGAAACUUCAGAAGGAUUGGUAAUUUCUUAUUUUGGAAAAUGAUGACGUCACAUGAAAGGCGGCAAUUCAAACUCUUCCUCUAACAGUUCCAGUACUCUCAGACAACGCGGUCGCUCCUAGGCGAGGAACACUGGUCACUAGGUGAAAGUUGUUGGUCGAAGGGAAGGCGGCGAAAACAAAUCGGCGCGUGAAUAGAGGCCGAUUGAAAUCCGAAAAGUACAUGGUAAUCGACAAUGCUUGUCAAUUCUGUGAUUGAAAAGAUAAAUAUGUUGCCACGAUGAUCACUUGUGUCAAAGUCGAGAAGUUUGAGCCAUUUGGCAAAGCCUUCUGUUCGCAGCAUCCAUUCGCGAACGCUCAAAGCCAGCCUGAUUCGCCUUCGAACCAGGAGGACAAGAACGAAUCGACUUACAAGUGGAAGUUACGGUCACAAGGGGAAAACCCAGACUGCCAUGAAGAGCUAUUCAUACAAAACAAUACCGUUGUUUGGAGUGUUGGAAAGUCACAGAAGGUCAGAACAGUGAAGAAAUGUUACACAGCCAAGUUGUCAGUGUUGGAUUGUUUGUGGUGUACAUUUCAUUAUCCCUCUGGGAAUUCUAGUGGAGAUCAGGACACAAUGAUUACUGGUGAACCAUUGCAUAGCCUUUGUAUAGUUCAGAAUGACUGCAUUGAUGUACUGACUAAAGAUGGAGCCCUGUUUACCAUAACUCUCCCAUUUCCAGUUAGUAUCAAAAACUUUUCUUUCCAUUCUAGGGAUGUCCCCACAAUUUUUAGUGUUCUGCAUCCUUUAGAUGAACCAAGGCCAGUCAUAUCAAAAGUUCAAGGAAAAAUAACCAAAAUCUGUGAUCCAACAGUUAGUGUGGUGUUUUCAUGUAGCAAUCCUCCACUGGUCAUGACAUAUGACUUUGUCAUUGGAUUACAUUCGGUAUGGCAUGUAACCAAAGCAAGGGCUGAGGAUUGUCCAGAGUCUCCAACACAUGUAGACCACCCUGCUGAGUUGCACUUCAGUAACAUUCUUCAUCAUCCUACUCCAGUGCUGACUGCUGGUGCACAUUCUCGACUGUCUGUGGCCACUCCAACACCCUUCUCUCCCUUUCGAUCCUUUACGCCCACAUCAGCCAUCAAGGCUCAUGUGCAGUCCCCUGCUCCAAUUCGUUUAUUAUCACCAGCACUGAAUCAGAUCUCUUUGAACAGGACAAUGUCGCCUGCAACUGAUUCUCCCUUAGGGAUAGGAUUGCGAUCUCCUCUUGCUUUCUGCUCUCCAUCUACAUCCUGCUGUUCAAGCAAAGAGGAGUCAUCCUGGGAUAGCUUUCAGCCACUGUUGCCAGAAGUUUGUCUCACUCAGGUUUGGCAAGAAACUCAAAUUGCUGUCAGGUAUGGUACCAAAGGAAAAGCUUCAAAAGCAUUCCUUACACAAGACAAGUUUGGUGCUACCUUUCUGUGCUAUCUUUUGGGACAAUUGGAUAAAUUAAGAGGAGUGCAAUUUACUCAAGAAGGUGAAUGUCUAGAAUUUACGAAUGCAUUUGAAAUACCCGCUAGAGAUGCUGUCCCAAUGGAGAAAUUAAACAUGAUGCUUGUUCUGGAGCCAAACUGUACACUGGUUAUUUAUAGUGGAAUGGUGAAGGGUUGUCAAGUACAUUUACCAAUGUUUCCUAUUAUCAAAGUGGAUGAAUCCUCACAAUUCAAUGCCCCUGACAAGCUUUUAUCAUUCACAUCCAUUCAACUGGACAAGAGUGAUGUGGACAUGGAAGAUUUGGAAGCUGUAAAAUCCAAGACAAAGCCGUUGCAAGAGAUGAAAGUUACAUCUCUCAGAGAUGCAGUAUCUACCACCUGUAACCUUGUAUUGACUGAUGGGUCAAUCUGUAGAAUUACUCUGCCCAUGUUAUCCCAAAAUUUGACCGCUGAUGUAACCUCUGAUUGGAAACUCUCUUGUUCCUCUCAGUUUGCUGAAGUGGUUUGGUUUUUCUUGUUUCAACAGAUUGACAGUACCUGGAUAGUUUACAACAAACCCAAGAAUAACCAGCUAACAGAGGAACAUGCUGGGUUCCUCAUGGCUCUAGGCCUUAACGGCCAUCUUAAAAACUUGUCCUACAUGAAUCUACACGACUACCUGUGUAAGGGUCAUGAACUUACUACUGUAGGGCUUCUCCUCGGCACAGCUGCUGCGAAGCGUGGCACGAUGGAUGUGACGACCACUAAAAUGCUGAGUAUUCAUAUUGACGCUCUUCUGCCGCCAACUUCAGCCGAGCUUGAUCUGCCUCACUCUGCUCAGGUGGCCGCCAUAUUAGGAGUGGGGCUGGUGUACCAAGGAACUGCACAGCGGAGAAUGGCGGAAGUACUUCUUUCAGAGAUAGGAAGACCACCUGGUCCCGAAAUGGAGAACGCUGUUAACAGAGAGUCUUACUCGUUAGCCGCCGGCCUAGCCCUAGGACUUGUCAUGUUAGAGCAUGGCAGCGAGGCAGCCAGUGUAGCGGACUUGAAGAUCGCAGAUCAGUUGUAUCACUACAUGGUCGGUGGACAAACCAAACCUCAGACUGGGACUCAAAAAGAGAAGUUCAAAUCUCCAAGUUAUCAAAUUAAGGAAGGUGACAGUGUCAACAUCAACGUGACUGGACCAGGUGCUACUCUAGCCCUUGGAUUGAUGUUCUUGAAGACCAAUAACAGAUCUGUCGCAGCUUGGUUUGAUGCUCCCGACACUCAGUUCUUGUUGGACUUUAUUCGUCCCGACUUUCUCCUGCUCCGGCUUCUGAGCCGAGGUCUGAUCAUGUGGGACAGCAUAUAUCCCUCCACAGAGUGGGUAGAGAGUCAUAUCCCAGCGAUUAUUCGUCAGUGUGAUUCCAGUGCCACAGGGAUCGAGGAAGUGAAUGCAGACAUGGACUUGGAAAGUCUCAGUCAAGCAAAUGUCAACAUUAUCGCCGGCUGUUGCAUGGCCAUGGGCUUGAGAUUUGCAGGCUCUGCCAAUCAAGAAGCUUUCAACUGCUUGGUAUGUUAUCUGUUCUGCCAUCACAAUAAUCUGCUUGGCGUCGUAAAAGUCGUUUUCUAUCUCUUAUCAAGUAAUGUAAUAACCGUAAAACAAAACAAAAAACAGUUGGUUCGCUGGUUUUUGGAAGCCCUNGCUUUCAUUGCCAGCAUUAAUUUUUUUUGUAACCGCUUAAUAAAGGUUUCACUGUAUAUUCUUUGCGUCCAAAAACAUCAUAGAAAAUAUGCCGUAAUUUGUCACUGUCUGGGAUUUCAAUGUUGGCAGGUCAUGGCGGGAACUGGUAACCUUGAUGUACUGCGGAUUGCUCGUCAGCUGCGCAAGAGACAUUCCCCGGAUGUACCGUAUGGAAGUCACAUGGCUGUUCACAUGGCAAUUGGUCUUCUGUUCAUUGGAGGGGGAAGGUUCACCCUGAGCACAAGUGGUCCAUCAAUUGCAGCGUUAAUAUGCGCUUUUUAUCCGAGAUUUCCGAUCUCUAGCACUGAUAACAGGUACCAUCUGCAGGCGUUCCGACAUUUGUACGUCUUGGCGACUGAGCCUCGAGUCCUUGUUCCUCGUGAGGUGGACACUAACAAGGCUUGUCAUGUUCCGCUUGAAGUUACACUUAAGGUUUAUACUCUUAAUGGAAAAUUAUUUUUUUGUGUGAUGUGUGCUCUCCGUACACUCGUGAAACGGUACCCAGAAACAGACAUAAGUGGACAUCGUAACAUCCUUGCCAAGACCUUUGCUGCGCAAACGGAUCAGACAGAGGUGGUGCGGAGCUUUUCAUCAGAUCCGAACCUCAUAGCGCUGGCAGAGUUGUUCGGUGACAAAGAUAAUUCAAACGACAGGGAGAGAAAGUUGAGCUCGUUCAUUGCGUCUGCUUUGGUUGAAACUGUCACAGAGGAGAAACCUGAAGUUCUGAUGACAUUACUGCGCAUGUGGCAGAUUAUCCAUAACCUGGAAUGUCAACCUGAUCCGGCCUCUGUGUGGCAGAUGAAGUUAGUGCUGACUUUUUACAGGAAUGCGUUUCCAAGAAUUUCUAGGGGCAUGCUCAGGAAGCCUCUCGUUAACGCCGACUUCAUCGAAGAAUACAAGUUUCUUUUGGAAGAAUCCAUCGAUCGCCUUAUGCUGAAAGACUCAAUAUCAGCAAGAUCCUGUUACAGUGCCGAGGAACACAAACGCAGUUUCUGUCCUGCCAUGUGCUGCUUUGCCGUUUACCAUGAAGUUCCAUUGCCACACGGUUUGCCGUCUUCUAUCCAGCAAGGUAGCGUUCCUAGUCUACCCGUGAUGCUUCAGGACGUGGCUGAUCUCCCUUUGGCAAUGACUGCGUUACUGCGACUGCAGGCUCAGAGCUAGUUCCCAGCUUCAUACCUGCGCAGAGAAAGAUUGUCACUGGUGCGCAGUGGACUCGAACAAACUGGAACGAUUAACGUCGAAAACAUCAAGAGUUAUAAAGACUGAUCGAUCCUCUGUCCGCAGACUCGUCUGUAAAUCAGACACGGAGUUAAGCCCUGCCUUUCUUCAAACGAGUCUUCGCGCGAAUCCAUUCGUAUGAAAAUGUGUUUCCUCUACAGGUUCAUUUUCAUAUGAAAGGUUUUGCACGGGGACUCGUUUUGAAACAGAGACAAAGGUAACUCGGAAAUGUUCAAUUCAUUACUUCGUCCGAUCUCCGGAUCGGACAACGAGAAUAAAAUAAAUCGAGAGGACUUGGGAUAGCGAAACAGCGAACACUCACCCCAGUGUCUUCUCCUUUUUUCCUUUCUCGUUUGCCUCCAUUUCGCUCUUUGGCGCAAAUCGGCGAGCAUGGGAAUAGUAAAGUUUUGAACAGGCUAAAUCGAAGGCAGGCCGUUAUCUGUCUGCUACAGAAACAAGUAAUUGUAGAAGAUGAAAUAAAUAUUUACAGUUGUUUUUCUUAUUGA
Orbicella faveolata is the source of this 4910-nucleotide messenger RNA. Its product is annotated as anaphase-promoting complex subunit 1-like. NCBI's taxonomy places the organism in Eukaryota, Metazoa, Cnidaria, Anthozoa, Scleractinia, Merulinidae. The record is from RefSeq and is a predicted model, not a curated record. Gene Ontology annotation, biological process: protein K11-linked ubiquitination; metaphase/anaphase transition of mitotic cell cycle; anaphase-promoting complex-dependent catabolic process. Gene Ontology annotation, cellular component: anaphase-promoting complex. Gene Ontology annotation, molecular function: molecular adaptor activity.